AUGACAUCCUCUUGUUUCACAGCUCAGCUUGCGCUCUGGCACGAGAUCGUCUCUAAAUUUCACGAGGAGACCAAGCCAGUGAACCAGCAUCUCGAUUUUAUUCGGAAGCGUUUCGAUGAACUUGACUCGGAAGGUUUCAUUUGGUCCAAACAAUCAAUCCUUGGGAUCUUUCUUCAACUCGGUCUAUCAGAAAGCCCUAUUGACUCUUGCGCAUCUGUCAGCCAAAUACCCGAAUCCCAUGUUCACGGAAAGGGUAAAAUUCCAUUUGAUAGAGUUGAAGAAGAUAUCGGAGACAAGGGACUGCGAAACAAAUCGCAUGCUGUAGGUCUCAUGGAUCUACCGAUCGAAGUCUUUAACAACAUACUUGAAGCGCUUGAUUUCCUGGCUAAGUUCGAAGAAUCGCAAAUAACAUCCCAAAAGCAAUCAGGCCAGGUGAUUAUCAGUGACUAUCUAGGUCAUCGAGAGCGAUAUACGACCUACUUGCACCGAAAUUCACCAAUCUUGAAUACUUUUCAAACCUUUUCGCUGACUUCGCGUGAGAUAUACAGACGUUGUGAACCAUGGCUAUGGCGAAAACUAGAGCUCCCUUCUAGCCUACCAGCGCCAAUAGAUCUAUGGACAGGAGAUAUCCUCCUCAAACGAGGUUCUCAUGUUCGUUCUCUAGCACUCACACUCUCCGACAACUGCAAGAAACCUCCUGGCGAAUUCAGCUAUGACCCCUUUUACGAUAAUCUAAUACUUGAGGACGAACAUGUCCCUCAGCCAAUCUCACCACAGAAUGUAAGAGAUUUGAUCAUUCGGUGCCCAAACAUUUCUACGCUGGAUCUUCGUUAUGAAUAUGACGAAGACAAUGAAGACGUGGGUAGAACAAAUGCUUUCCUAUCAGAUCUAGUUCCACUCUUAUCAAGUCUUAAACAACUCCAGAACCUGGAAUUAGAUGGUAGACACAACACAACAAUGAUGACAGACUUUCCGGCGAAAGUUGUUGGUAGUCUACCAUUGCUCAAGUCGCUUGCAAUCUGGGUACCUACAUCAUCUGGAGAUUCCCAAAAAGUUGGUGAUGCGUCCUUGGGAUUCAAUCUAUCCAAACUUCAAUUUCUAUCACGACUGGAAUUGUUCUCCAAUGAAGAUAUAGAUGAAAAAUGGUGCCUCCAUGAUUGGCCAAGGACAAUCACAUAUCUUGAACUUAGUAGAUGUCGUCAAUUAUCAUUCAGUUCGGCACUCAGGAUCAUCCACCACAUUUCACCUUACCUGACCACACUCAAGCUUAACACCAACGAGCAAGAUGAUAACAGCUUUGAAAUCGACUCUACCUGGGAUCCUCCAAGUCAUCUAGGGUUUCCAUUUCUAACCACCCUGGAGCUUUCUACUCGCGAGCCUCGUUCUCUGCUCAGCUUUCGAGAAUGUAAAACUUUACUCAAUCUUGAAUGGCACUGUACGACAUUAGAACAUUGCAGGUCCCUGGAGGCAAUCCUAUGGAAAGCUACCUGGCCUCAUCUCAAGGAACUGAAUGCGUGCAUUUACCACCUUUCAAGGCUGUCUCAAGUUCAAUAUCAAGAAUGGAACGAUCGAUUAGUUUCGGUGGGAACAUUUUGCAAAAAAUACGAUGUGAACUCGGUCUUACGCGCGCUCGCAGCUAGUUGA
This is a messenger RNA of Melampsora larici-populina 98AG31, 1644 nucleotides long. RefSeq lists its product as uncharacterized. Lineage: Eukaryota; Fungi; Basidiomycota; Pucciniomycetes; Pucciniales; Melampsoraceae. The transcript is spliced from 2 exons. The record is from RefSeq and is a predicted model, not a curated record. The coding region runs from base 1 to 1644 and encodes 547 amino acids.